UCAAAACACGGAGGGAAAUCAGCAGUAGCCAGUGCAGCGUCCCCUUGUGCGGAUUCAGCUUCACCUCUGUUUUUCGGAAGUGUUUGUUGACACAAAGUGUUUUCCAUUCACGCCCGCGUACCAUGACCGAACAAUCAGCUUUACUUCUUCGAAAACAACUGGCAGAGCUCAACAAGAAUCCCGUGGAGGGCUUUUCAGCUGGUCUGAUAGAUGAUGACGACAUAUACAAAUGGGAAGUUGUGAUCAUUGGUCCACAAGACACCCUUUUUGAAGGAGGGUUUUUUAAGGCAUACCUAACCUUUCCUUAUGAUUAUCCACUACGGCCACCAAAGAUGAAGUUCAUCACUGAAAUCUGGCACCCAAAUGUGGCAAAGAACGGGGAUGUUUGCAUCUCAAUUCUGCACGAGCCUGGCGAAGAUAAGUUUGGUUAUGAAAAGCCUGAGGAACGCUGGCUUCCAAUCCACACAGUAGAGACAAUCAUGAUUAGUGUUAUCUCCAUGCUGGCUGACCCCAACAGUGAUUCACCGGCUAAUGUGGAUGCUGCGAAAGAAUGGAGGGAGGAUCCUAACGGUGAAUUUAAGAGGAAGGUGGCUCGCUGUGUAAGAAAAAGUCAAGAGAUGGCGUUUGAUUAGGAGCCAGUUGUAAAUUCCAGGUUAAAGGAUGCCUUCAGAGGGAAAAUUUCUGCAAAAAGGCUUUUGCACCCCUUGUUUUGCCAGUCAGAGAAACUGGUUGGUUUCAACCACAUUUCUUUGAAUGGUUGUCAUUUUCCACAAGAUGAGCCAAUUAGAGAACCCUACCAGCGAAAUUAACCUGUUUCCUGCCUGGAACUGUAUAUUUAAUUUUAUUUAUUUUGAAAAAAAAAUUAAUGAUGUAAGAUAUGUCACUACUGUAAAUUAACUUGCUUUUUUAUCUGCUGCUGAACAAUUUCUACUUUAUACCAGGUUUCUUAUGCAAUUUAGUGGUCAAGGUUGUCUAAACAAAACAAAAGCCCAUUCUAAUAUCAUUAGGUCAUCACUUGUCCUCCUGCUGCACACUUACAGAAUAAUGUCGUCCCCGCACUGGUAUCAUUUCUUUUCUUUUAUUCCAACACUGUUGUGAACCACUGUUGCCUUUUCGUUGGCUUCACCUCCUCACUGUUUGUUUGUUUGUUGUUUAAAGGAACAAGUUGAGAGCUUGUAGACGGAUGCUUGAGUCUAUUUCUCUGAGAAACAACCUCCUGUUAGCAUUUUCUUCUAAUGCUAGUAUAUGUCUGAAAAACCAUGACCCUCAAACCUGCAUGAUCCACUCAAACAACGCUCUUAUCUGUUUUUGUCAGUGGUGGACGUACAAAAGGAAUAACAUACAGUUUGUUUUGAGAGUUAUUGAUUUCUGACACAUUCACGAGCAUAGCUACUGCUAACGGAAGGCCUGUGCCAACUUCUCAGGAUCAAUCCCUACGUAGGCUCUCUAUGAGCGAUCAGUGAACUAUUUCUGACAUGAAGAUGUCCUCUUAUUAUCAGUCUAACAUCUUUUCACAAUGUUAUGUUUAACUUAUGUUUAAUAAGUCAUGGGCAACCAAAACCAGUCUGUGAAAAUAAACUAAGCUGUGACUAUUCCACAUCUGAGCUUACCUCGGGUUAGAAGGAGAACAUGUUUGACGAGGUUAAUCUGUGAGCAUGGGUCAUGUCCGGGUCUCCAUUGUAGAGUUAGGCUCGUCGUUCUUGUUUUUUGGCUUUGGAUCAUUGUAGGUAAAUUAUGUCAUAUUCACUGGUGGGUUUAGACUCUGAGGACUUUUCGAUUUUUCGAUCUUGAUUUGUGACUGGUUCAUACCCAAACCAUGUUGCAUCUCCUUUAUCACAGAAAUUCAAAAAGAAGAAACCUAACCACCUCGUAAAGUAUAAGUACACGUUGUGAUGAGAAUUGAUAAACAAUAGGUUUUAUUUUGGAAAUGUACACAGGACACAGUUGGGUGGAGUCUGGGAACCAUGAUGACAUCUGUCUCAAAUUAAUGUAUACAUAUUUGAAUUAUGUGACUGAGCAUAAAAAAAAAAAUCGGUCUUUUGGCGCAUGCAAUCAUUGUUGAGGGAGUUGGGUAAUAGUCUAUGACUCUGGGUUGAAUGUGACGUGAACAGUUGGUAGAUUUCUGUAGACUUGAUGAUCACAUAACUGCUGUUAUGACCUUUUUAAGUCUGAAUUUUCUAACCUACCAUGACCUCCUCUGACCGGUGUUCACUGUAUUUGCACAGAUUCGGUGCGUUUGAAAUGUCAUUAAGCAAUACGCUCUGAGAAAUGGUGUCCAGGUUAAUCCACCCUUUAUUUGUUUUUUUUGUUUUGUUUUUUUCCAUUUUGUGUCAAUGCAAUGUAUAUUGGACAUGAAUCAAUAAAGUGUGUAAACAGA
This is a messenger RNA of Solea solea (common sole), 2377 nucleotides long. RefSeq names its product ubiquitin-conjugating enzyme E2 G1-like. Gene Ontology annotation, molecular function: ubiquitin conjugating enzyme activity. Gene Ontology annotation, biological process: proteasome-mediated ubiquitin-dependent protein catabolic process; protein polyubiquitination. The record is from RefSeq and is a predicted model, not a curated record. Lineage: Eukaryota; Metazoa; Chordata; Actinopteri; Pleuronectiformes; Soleidae. The coding region runs from base 123 to 632 and encodes 169 amino acids. The transcript is spliced from 6 exons.